AUGUCCACCCAAGACACUGAGGGGCUGUUGCUCCGCGCCGUGGUGCAGAGAGAUGUCGAGGGCGUUCAGCGCCUUUUAGACGAGGGUAGUGACCCGAAUGCUCACGAGGACUCUGCAUCGACGGCCUUGAUCUCUGCAGCAGAAGCAAAGAAUUUUGAAAUUGUAGAGCUACUUCUCGAGUACGGAGCAGAUCCGAACGGGCAGCAGGAAUCUGGAUCAAUGUCGACAGCGCUGCAUCAAGCAGCUCAAGAUGGUCAAGAGAAACUGGUGCGAUUGCUGCUCGAACACUGGGCUGAUCCAAAUAUCAAGGAUAGUACUGGAUCGACUCCGCUUCACAUUGCAGCGAAGGGCAAGAGCGCGCUUGUUGUAAGGCUUCUGAUUGAAUCUGGGGCAGAUCUAGAAGCAAGAGACAGUAAAGAAAGAACGCCGCGAUUCUACCCAUCUCAGGUUGAUAUAGCACGGUGGCUCAAUGGAAAAGAAGUUUCUGUCUCUCGGGAGGCACAAGAAACCCCAAUAUUUCCUAUCAACAUCAAUGGCAUCUCAUUAGACCCAACUACACCAGCCAUUGAAUUAAGCACGACUGACUAUGUGCUUAUCCAGAGCUGGGCUCGUCUCAGUAAGUCGGAGUGGAAGGAGCUUGAUAAAAUCGGGGCUCAGCAUCCCGAUUAUGUAUCAAAGAACACAUAUCUGUGCCAAUAUCAAGAUCGCAACCUAGAUAGGCUUCGCAAGCUGGAGCCUGUGGAAUUUGUCGAUGUUUACCCGAUGCAUGUCAAGAUCGCCCAGAGCUUCAGAACUGGACCCAGGAAAGAAAGUUAUAAAGUCGAUCUUGUUUUCCAUGAAGGGGUGGACUCGCAAACCCAAGCACUUCAGCAGGAGAUACAGGAGAGGUCACAAUGCAGAGAUAUGGAUAUCGAAUUUCUUGCCCACAAAGCUCGACUGACAGUGCAAGCUUCCUUUCUUGAGGCGUUGGCAUCUAUCGACCAGGUGCGUUGCAUCGAAGAAGUGGGCGAGGUAGUGGCGUUCAACGAUAUUGCCCGUCAGAUAUUGAAUAUUGACAACAGGAAACAUCCUUCAUCUACGCAUGGCCAUGCGACUCCCUACGACGGGAGAGGACAUGUCGUUGCCGUCGCGGAUACAGGACUUGACCAAGGGCAAAAUGCACCACUUCACCAAGCGUUUGAUCAGAGCAGAAUCCUCUGGUUGCCCCUUCACGGAAACACGGAGGACAGCACCGGCCAUGGCACUCACGUCUGUGCCUCAAUCGUUGGUGACGGCAUGCUCUCAAAUGGGCGCCGAAUUAUGGGCACGGCACCACGAGCAGGUCUGAUUGUGCAAAGCAUCUGGAAUACAAAAAAAUUGCCUGAAGCCGGCUUAGACCUUCCCAGCAAUCUGGCACAGAUCUUCGUUGCACCGUAUCAGGCAGGGGUCCGGAUACAUUCAAAUUCUUGGGGAACACCUUACUGCAAACAGGAUGCACAAGGUAACACUGUCAGAAAGCAAGAGCCCUAUAACCUCAGAUCGGCAGAGAUUGACAAAUUUGUUGACGAUAAUCCAGAAACCGUUAUUUGCUUCGCGGCUGGGAACGAUGGGUGUGAGCCAAUUUCCAACCCAGAUAUAGGCCACAUUGGUGCUGAAGCAGCAGCGAAGAAUUGUAUAACAGUCGGAGCCAGCGAAAGCUCACGGGAAGCGAGGAGUAGCGAAGACAUGGCUAGCUUCAGCAGCCAUGGGCCUGCACAGAGUGGGCACGCAAGGGGUAGUCGAGCAAAGCCUGACGUUGUGGCACCCGGCACGUCGAUCCUCUCCGCAGCUUCAAAAGCCCCUUCUGCAAUUGCACAUCUCGCGAAGCAGGGCACUCAACUCCACCAGACUGAUCAGAGCUGGUGUUAUAGGAAUGGUACCAGCAUGGCCACCCCGUUCGUGGCAGGCUGCGCGGUCGCCUUGCGUCAAGCCCUUCUCGAUAACCCACCCAAUGGUACACCAAUACCCACUCCAACCGCAGCGCUCGUCAAAGCUCUACUCGUAAAUGGUGCAAAAAUCUUGAAAUAUGGUGCACCCAAUUUUGUGCCCAGCGAUCACUCGGGUUUCGGCCGUGUUGACAUGGCCGCCACGCUCAGUGUCGUCCAUAAAGAACCAGAAACAGGGUUUCGCGAGGCUCAAGUUAGCGAUAGCAACCCUCUUUGGGAAGAGGAAAUCGACAUCGCGCGCCAAAACACAACCCUCAAAGCAACUCUUGUAUGGACAGAUCCGCCUGGUGAGAUGAUCAAGAACAGCUUGCAAUUGGUGACGGGACCAUCUAAGCGUGGUUCAACUAGAAACAAUGUCCAGCAGAUCGUAUGGAAGGAUGUGCCUCAAGGGAAACUGAUGCUCAAGGUACACGUUAUUGGGAAGACGCUUUUCAGGUCCCCCCAACGGUUUGCCAUAGUUUGGAGAGUCUCCUAA
Exophiala bonariae is the source of this 2439-nucleotide messenger RNA. RefSeq lists its product as uncharacterized. Gene Ontology annotation, molecular function: serine-type endopeptidase activity; protein binding. The record is from RefSeq and is a predicted model, not a curated record. The coding region runs from base 1 to 2439 and encodes 812 amino acids. Lineage: Eukaryota; Fungi; Ascomycota; Eurotiomycetes; Chaetothyriales; Herpotrichiellaceae. The transcript has 3 exons. Gene Ontology annotation, biological process: proteolysis.